This is a messenger RNA of Arabidopsis lyrata subsp. lyrata, 1774 nucleotides long. RefSeq lists its product as uncharacterized. Gene Ontology annotation, cellular component: membrane. The record is from RefSeq and is a predicted model, not a curated record. The transcript has 2 exons. Lineage: Eukaryota; Viridiplantae; Streptophyta; Magnoliopsida; Brassicales; Brassicaceae. Gene Ontology annotation, molecular function: glycosyltransferase activity. Bases 311 to 1531 code for a protein of 406 amino acids.
AACGGUCAAUCUACACAAGUCAGAUUGAGAGAUUUCAGAAUGGAUUUCUUCAUUAGACAGAAGUCUUCGACGCAUAAUCAAAUGCUAAAAUUCGAGAGCUUGUUCAAAUGUCUAACUGAGAAAGAUUCAAUUUUUCUUUCUUUCUUGUUUCUUCUUCUUCUUCUUUAGAUUCAAGUUCUGAUUUUUAUAAAUCAAAAUUCGUUCGUCUCUUUGAAAAACCCAAAUCUUUCUUCUGGGUUUCUAUAAAAAAAAAACUUUUUGUUGUUGUUGUUGUUGUUGUAGAUAGCUAAGAAAGUGAGGAGCUUUUUAGAUGAAAGUGAUGGUAAUGGAGAUGGAGGAAGGUGUUAAAGAAAAUGGUGCAUCAACCCCUAAAUCGAGAGUCACAAACCAAACUAGAGCUCUUUUAUCAAUGCGUCUGCUUCAGAUUUUGUUAUUGUUUCUUGUUUUGACUCUUGGGAUCUCUGUUGUUGGUAUACACAUGAUCAAGUUCUUAAAGAUUCAACAUUUGGAUCCUGUGGCUCCAACCACUGUGCUCUCUAUGUAUGACCAUGAGACUGUUAGUUUAGAUAGCUUUAUUAGACCUCCUUCCAAUGUUUGGCACUCAAUGAAUGACACUGAAUUGCUUUGGCGUGCUUCGAUAGAGCCGCAGAGAAAUGGGUAUCCGUUUAAACGAGUACCUAAACUGGCUUUCAUGUUUCUUGCCAAAGGUCCUUUACCAUUUGCUCCACUUUGGGAGAAGUUCUUUAAGGGAAAUGAGGGUCUUUACUCUAUCUAUGUUCAUUCAUUGCCUAAUUAUAAAUCGGAUUUUUCGAGGUCAUCUGUGUUUUACAGAAGAUAUAUCCCUAGUCAGGCUGUGGCAUGGGGAGAGAUGAGUAUGGGUGAAGCUGAGAGGAGGCUUUUGGCUAACGCGUUGCUCGAUAUCUCUAAUGAAUGGUUUGUUCUGCUGUCUGAGUCAUGCAUUCCUCUGCGCGGUUUCAGCUUUAUCUAUAGUUAUGUCUCUGAAUCAAAGUAUAGUUUCAUGGGUGCUGCUGAUGAGGAAGGACCUGAUGGAAGAGGCAGAUACAGGACUGAAAUGGAACCUGAGAUCACUCUAAGCCAGUGGCGGAAAGGGUCUCAGUGGUUUGAAAUUAACCGGAAACUCGCUGUUGAGAUUGUUCAAGACACUACAUACUAUCCCAAAUUCAAAGAGUUUUGUAGACCUCCAUGUUAUGUUGAUGAACAUUACUUCCCCACAAUGCUGUCUAUGAAACAUCGUCUUUUGCUGGCUAAUCGGACAUUGACAUGGACAGAUUGGUCACGUGGUGGUGCUCAUCCAGCUACUUUUGGUAAGGCUGAUAUAACGGAAAGUUUUCUCAAGAAGCUUCCGGGAGCCAAAUCCUGCCUCUACAAUGAUCAGCAGUCUCAAAUCUGUUAUCUAUUUGCGAGAAAGUUUGCUCCAAGCGCAUUGGAGCCCUUACUGCAACUUGCACCCAAGAUUCUUGAGUUGGGUUCUAACAUAUCUUCCACUCGUCACUCUUGGUUUUUGUUUUGAUAAGUGCUUGAGUUUAGAGUAUGAUCAUGGACCGAACUGGUCAUUAGUUUAUCUCCUCUUUCACAAUGAGAUAUUACAGGUAUUGUGAUCCUUUAUCAUAUUUUUGACAUGUCAGAUUAUUGAAUAAGAGAGUUUUGAGUUCUUUUCAGUCCCUAGGAGCAUCCGUUUCUAUGUUUAGAAGUCUAAAAUUACUCGUAAAUUGGGUUUUUUCAAGAAGAGUAAAGGAACUUUCUUCUAAAUGCU